AUUGACGCGAAUGUGAUAAGAGUAAACUUUAAGACCCUUGCGGCCGCUCCGAGGUACGACCUGGCCGCCGCCGACACGUCCUUCAUCGGGAAGGAACUGGCGAGUCUCCUGAACGACUUGAAGCGUCGAGGUCAUGGCGUCGCCGGCCACAACUUCAAGACGGUUGACAGGAUUACAGGUCUGGACCCCGCCUACCCCCUCUUCGGCGAGGCUCCCCUGCAAGACCGCCUGGACCCCAGCGACGCCUCCUUCGUGGACGUGAUCCAUACGAACAGCGGCCCCCUCCUGACGGGCCACCUGUCCUUCCUGGACCCCGUGGGCCACGUGGACUUCUAUCCCUGCGGCGGACACGAUCAGCGCGGUUGUCCCAAACUGAUCGACGAAGUGCUGGAGAAUCUGGCCGAUCUCACCUUGGAUGACAUUGACGCCUGCAGCCACAGUCGAGCUCCAGAGUAUUUCAUUCAGUCUCUAUCAGCCAAUGACUUCUUAGGAUUCAAGUGCGCCAGUUACGAAGAUUUCGAGAGGGGUGACUGCCUCAGUGUCACA
Molecule: messenger RNA, 546 nt
Organism: Penaeus vannamei (Pacific white shrimp)
Lineage: Eukaryota; Metazoa; Arthropoda; Malacostraca; Decapoda; Penaeidae
Source: RefSeq, a predicted model, not a curated record